AACAAAAGCGAUACUUAACAUCGUUUUUGUUUGUGUCUUUCGUUUCUGUUUGGCUUUAUGACGUUUAAGUUUCCUUAAACGGGUUUUUGGGUGGGUUGACGAACAUUCAGAUGAGGACCAGCCAGAGGACCAACUAUAUCGGUAUUUUUAGGCGAUUAAAACGUUGUCGCUAUGUUUUCAUGGGGAGAGAACACACGCAGGGGGUUUGGAUUGGACAAGGCAAAAACUUUGGACAAAAAUAAUUCCCUUAACAGCGCAGUUUUCAAUCGCAUCAAUUCACAGGUUACGCACUUGUCCGCCGGUAAUCAGUUAGUCGCGUUUAUCAGAAACAAUGGAAAAGUGGCGGUCGCCCGGAUGGUCAAAAACAAUGGGAAAACAAUAACUGGGAAACUGAGAAAUGUGGAUUUCAAUGAAAAUAUUCAUUCUCUGAGCUGUGGGGAUGAUAGUGUUGUGCUACUGACCAAGGCGGGCAGGGUUCUGUGCCUGGACGGCACUACUGUUCCGAGACCUGUGAGAAACUUGGAGAAGAGGAAAAUUAUUCAAGUUGCCUGUGGACAGAAGCAUUGCUUUGCAUUAACAGAAGACUGCCAGCUGUUCACCUGGGGGGAGAACAGUCGGGGUCAGCUGGGUCUGGGCAGGGGGGCUCCCAGCUUUCUGACCCCCCAGCCUCUCACCUCCCUGUGUGGGAUCCCUCUGGCCCAGAUCAGCGCUGGGGGGCAGCACAGCCUGGCUCUGUCCCUGUCUGGAGCUGUGUUCGGCUGGGGCAGCAACCAGGCCGGUCAGCUGGGCCUGGGAGACACUGCAGACAGACACAGUCCUGUUCCUGUACACUGUCUGAAUCUCAAAAAGAUUGUUUUCAUUUCCUGUGGAGAAGGACACACAGCAGCCUUGAGCAAGGGAGGUGUGGUGUUUACGUUUGGCUCGGGCCAGUAUGGACAGCUGGGCCACAUCUCCCUCCUGGAUGAACUACGACCCCGAUUGGUGGGGGAACUCUGGGGGGCAAAGGUCACCCAGGUAGCCUGUGGAAGACAUCAUACGUUAGUGUUAGUAGGAUCCUCCAAUAAGAUCUACUCGUUUGGGCGUGGAGAGCAAGGGCAGCUGGGAAAUGUAGUGAGGAUGGAUCAUCAGACUGUGCCUCUACCAGUACAGCUGCCUCAUGGGACCCCAUCAGGAAUAUCUGCUGGCGGUCAUCAUUCCUUCGCUUGGUGUUCCAUCACCCAGCCACAGGGUGAAGAGCCAGAGUCUGAUGAAGUCUCCGGCAGUCGGGACACGAUGCUCACGCAAAGAGAGGACACGAUGCUCACGCUAAGACAGGACACGAUGCUCACGCUAAGAGAGGACACGAUGCUCACGCUAAGCGAGGACACGGUUGACCGAUGGGUGUCAGGUUGUGAGUCAGACUCAUGGAACAACAUCCAGAGGGAAAUCACCAAAAUAUUCUCCUCCCCGGCCUGUCUGAAUGGCAGCUUCCUUGACAAAAGUUCUGACAAACACUACCAAACCUCAGAAGCACAGUCUGGUCUGGACCUUUCCCACGCAAGGCUAGCCUUCCAGAAGCUAGCUACAAAGGACAAAGUCUUAACAAAGCAGGUGGAGGAGGUGGUCCUGAGGGCCCUGAUCCCUUCCCUGCUCCCAAAGGAGUCCCUGAGCGCGGAGGCUCCUCCGAGCGUGGAGGCUCCCCUGAGCGCGGAGGCUCCCCUGAGCGCGGAGGCUCCCCUGAGCGCGGAGGCUCCCCUGAGCGCGGAGGCUCCCCUGAGCGCGGAGGCUCCCUUGAGCGCGGAGGCUCCCCUGAGCGCGGAGGCUCCCCUGAGCGCGGAGGCUCCCCUGAGCGUGGAGGCUCUGAGGCUGUAUCUGCUCCUGCCUGAGCUGCUCAGGGUUCUAGUGAAGAGGAAGAGAGGAGCAGAAGAAGCCACGCUGGCCGUCGCUGAUGCCCUCCUGCACGCACACACACUCCUCGACAGUCUGUGGUUGAAGCUUCCCUACUCCUUCUUCAGGACGACAGUGAAAAUAUUCCACAGCCUCACUGUCAGAUACUUCAACGGCUUAUUACCAGGAGACUGUGACCCUGACAAGAUGCUGGGCACCACCAUAGGUGUGCUCAUGAAACUGCACAAGGUGAAUGGCAACCGACGCAUACACAUGGCAUCCAGCAAUUUCCACAUUAAGGAAAUCAAGUCGUUGAUUCAGGGUAUGAUGGACAAUCUUCCUAGUUUCCUUACGUUGAAUUUUCUGAAUUACUAUAAACAAUCCUGCAUCUUUGACAUGGAAGCAAAAUGCUUGUUGCACAAGCUGGAGUACACCAUUAAUUUGUGCCGGCAUCCAUUCCUACACUUUUGCCCCUGUCAAAUACUCGUGUGCAGAAAGACCCUACUGCAAGAUGUUUUUAAAUAUCUUCAACAAAAUGUCCACAAUUUCAACAGUCCUUUGGUAGUGAAAUUCCGAGAGGAGGAUGGAUUGGACUAUGGCGGGGUAUCCCUCCAGUUCUAUACCCUCCUGGCGAAAGAACUCCUCAAACCAGAAUCCAAGGUUCUGCAAGUGAACGAACACUCUGCCCUGGCCUGGUUCCCUGUCGAUGUAACUCUUCAUCCUGUACUCACUCAAGUCAAACAUAGGGACGGCAGCAACACUGAGAAGGCCUACCUGCUGGGGGUGAUAUGUGGGCUGGCGCUGUAUAACAGGUGUCUGCUAAACGUCUGCUUCCCAAUGGCUCUUUUCAAGAAGCUGCUGGGUCUCCCUCCCUCCCUGGAAGACCUGAAGGAGCUCUCUCCCGUAGAGGCAAGGAGUAUACAACAGCUGCUGAUGGAAGAUGAAGAAGUUGUAGAGUUGCUGUAUUUAGACUUCACAUAUGGGGGCCAGGAACUCAUUCCAAACGGAGGAAAUGUACCAGUCACUAAAGUCAACAGGCAGAAAUAUGUGGACCUGUAUGUCGACAUGGUGUUCAACAAAUCUGUUGAGUGCCAGUUUACAAAGUUCAGGACUGGUUUCCAGACAGGCUGCCCCCUGCUGGUGUGGAAGAUGUUCCUUCCUGAAGAACUCAUGACUCUUCUCCAUGGAGACAACCAGUACGAGUGGGAGGAGCUGAGAAAGAACGCACAAUACGAAGGAUACUCGACUACAGAUGAGAUCAUCGAAAACUUCUGGACGGUUUUCACAGAGUUUUCAGAGAAGGAAAAGAAAGAUUUCCUGACUUUUCUCACAGGAACCGACAGACUUCCCAGAGGACGUCAUUCCAAACUGCGGCUGAAGAUAGCACGUCUGCACACGCCGUACACGCCGCACACGCCGCACAAGCCGCACACGGACGAAUAUUACCCAGUCGCUGAAACCUGCUUUGAGAGGUUGCAGCUCCCCAACUACAGCAGCAUCGACGUGCUUCGCUGCAAACUGCUUCAUGCCAUCACCCACUGUGAUGUGAUUGGGAAACAAUAAAAGGCUGUUAGAAUUGGAGGUAGUAAAAUAAAGUUUUGGAGAAAAAAAAUCACAACACAAAAGUGUUUUUUGAAAUAUUUUUUUCAACCUUUCAAAACGUAUGGAGGAU
Messenger RNA from Hypomesus transpacificus, 3538 nucleotides. Its product is annotated as probable E3 ubiquitin-protein ligase HERC3. The transcript has 24 exons. The record is from RefSeq and is a predicted model, not a curated record. Gene Ontology annotation, biological process: ubiquitin-dependent protein catabolic process; protein ubiquitination. Bases 172 to 3429 code for a protein of 1085 amino acids. Lineage: Eukaryota; Metazoa; Chordata; Actinopteri; Osmeriformes; Osmeridae. Gene Ontology annotation, molecular function: ubiquitin protein ligase activity.